Nasonia vitripennis (jewel wasp) is the source of this 9120-nucleotide messenger RNA. RefSeq names its product neuroligin 4 (gene NLG-4). The transcript is spliced from 15 exons. NCBI's taxonomy places the organism in Eukaryota, Metazoa, Arthropoda, Insecta, Hymenoptera, Pteromalidae. Gene Ontology annotation, cellular component: postsynaptic membrane; synapse; cell surface. Gene Ontology annotation, biological process: presynaptic membrane assembly; synaptic vesicle endocytosis; neuron cell-cell adhesion. The record is from RefSeq and is a predicted model, not a curated record. The coding region runs from base 1256 to 3964 and encodes 902 amino acids. Gene Ontology annotation, molecular function: signaling receptor activity; neurexin family protein binding.
UCCGUCCCGCGUGCUUCGCCGUGACGUGUGCUUCGUCGUCUUGGUCGUAGUCGCAGUGCUCCCUCGCGACGUCCCCACAGUUUAGUGCGGGAGAGGUACAGCUCGAAGUGUGCCGCCGUUGUGUGUUAUCGGCAAUCGACCCUGCGAAUCUCGUGCUCUUCGGCCUCCCCCUCCAUCCUCCAUCCGUGACCAUCAGCAGCAGCGAAAGCCGGGAAGUUUGGCUUGACCUGUAGCUCUGCUACUCUCUUGGGAACACAAGCUCGAGCGAUACGCUUCUCCACGAGCCUUCGCAGUCCGCGGUCGGGACAGUAUACAAUACGAGUGUUACACUCGGCCCGGCCGGCGAGUCGGCGUCCUUCCCUCCCAGCUCUCGCUGCUGUUUUUGCAUCCGUUUUCCCCUCUCCCCUCGGUUAAUCGAUCCCACAUUGCCCCGAGCUGUCACACGUCCGAGUUUUCUUCUUCUCUUUUUCUCCGCCGCAAAACUUUCCGUCACAGGGACCGAGAGGUAGAGGGGGAGGAGUGCGAACAUGCAAAGAGCAUCAGUGCAGCGCGCCAAACAGCAAUCGCGCGAUUGACCGGUCAGGGAUGAAUAAAAAUUUGUGAUUUUCAAGCUUGCAUUGUGCCGAUGGAAGAGGAGCCGAAGCGGCUAACGGCCGGGAUAUAGAGGUGGUGUGUGCUGUGCAGCCGUGGACACAAUACACGUAUUGCCAAGUUCGAAGAAGCGCGCAUCGAAAUCCUGCAAGCUGGAUCGAGAGAUGCGGAGUCGCGGCGACGGGUUCCCGGCUUCGAUCCGGCGAAAUCCGCGGGCUGCAGCCGUCAGGAAUUGGCAGCAGGAAGAGCCGACAGAGGCAGAGCCGCUCAAUGAGAAGCGAAAAAUCUAAGGAUAAAUCGGCGCAGAGGCACGAGAUGCAACAGCGAAAGGAGCAGCAGCAGCAGCAGCGCCUUAAUUGGAUUAACCAACGGAUAAGACAUUCUGGAGUGCAGCUGGAGAUCUAGAGCGGCAGAGGCACGAGAGCGAGAGAAAGUGCAAAAACAGAGCGAGAGAGAGAGGGGAAGAGCAGGAGAAAGGUAGAUAAGGAUAGGUGAGGUCGAUUGGCUGUGCGGAGGUUAAUGCGAUCUCGCGGUGAAAGGGCGCAGUAGCGCGAGAUGCAGAGCGCCGAUCGGUAAGGUGGGUGGAGAGCGCGAGGAGGCUGGAGGAGCCGGACGCCGACGCCGAGGGGGCGCGGCCAGCGCCAACGGCACCCUCUGUUGCAGGAUGGACGUGUUGCCGCUCUGGCUGCUGCUGCCGAUCAUGAUGAUUCUCAUCCUGAUGGCGCCGCAGCCGACGCAGGCUCUCGCCACCAGGAGUAAGCUCAAUCCUCGCGUCGUUCAGACCAGGUACGGCAAGAUCCAGGGCCUCGUCCUGUCGUUCGAGAACACGAGGCACCUGAAGCCGAUCGACGUGUACCUCGGGGUGCCGUACGCGACGCCGCCAACCGGCGGCAAUCGCUUCUCGCCGACGCGAGCGCUGAGCCCCUGGGACGGAAACAAAUUGGCGGAGAAGCUGGGCCCUGUCUGCCCGCAGAAACUGCCGGACAUCUCGGACGAGAAGGAAGCGCUCGAUCGCAUGCCCAGGGGCAGGCUCGAGUACCUAAAGAGGAUACUGCCGCAUCUGCGCAAUCAGAGCGAGGACUGUCUUUACCUCAAUAUCUACGCUCCCGCCAUGGGAAUGUCGGAGGGCGGUCGCAAGCAUCCAGUGCUGGUGUUCAUCCACGGCGAGAGCUACGAGUGGGGCAGCGGUAAUACCUACGACGGCUCGGUGUUGGCGAGUUACACCGACCAGAUCGUCAUCACGCUGAACUACCGACUCGGCGUUCUGGGCUUCCUCAACGCCAACGUCUCGCCCCACACGAAAGCUCGAGUGGCGAACUACGGCCUGAUGGAUCAGAUCGCGGCGCUGCACUGGGUGCAGCAGAACAUCGAGUACUUUGGCGGCGACCCGAGCAACGUCACGCUUAUGGGCCAGGGUACAGGGGCGGCCUGCGUUAAUUUUCUCGCCAUCAGUCCCACCGUCAUGCCAGGUCUGUUCAAGCGAGCAAUCCUAUUAUCGGGCAGCGCCCUGUCGUCGUGGGCUGUGGUGGAGGAGCCGGUCUCGUACGCGCUGAAGCUGGCGGAGGCGGUGAACUGCUCGGUGCCGAAGGACCUACUCAAGGAUCACGAGCUGCUGGUCGACUGUCUGCGCGAGAGCAGUCUCGAGGCCCUGCUGCGGGCCGACGUAAGGCCGCCCACCUUCCUCAGCGCGUUCGGGCCCAGCGUCGAUGGAGUCGUCAUCAAGCCCGACUUCCAGAAGGAUCUGCUCUCCUAUCUCGGCCCGGAAUUCCAGGGAUUCGGGAUCCUACCCAAGAAGGCGGAGCACGGCGAGGCCAUCACAAGCAACAACAAGUACGAUUUGUUAUUCGGCGUGACAACGAGCGAGGCCCUAUGGCGCUUCGCCGAGCGCGACGUCGAGAAGGGCUUCGAGGGCGAGCGCAGGGACAGAAUCAUAAGGACCUACGUGCGCAACGCUUACAUGUAUCAUCUCACGGAAAUAUUUUAUACGAUCGUGAACGAGUACACGGACUGGGAGCGGACGGUGCAGCAUCCGAUGAACACGCGCGACGCCUGCGUCCAGGCGCUGAGCGACGCCCAGUUCGUGGCGCCGCUCGUCCAGACGGGCGACCUCUUCACCCUGCGACACACCAAGAGGCCGAACGGUAUGCAUGUGCCGUUACCCGUCCACGACGCCGACAAGGAGCCCUUGCCCAAGACCUACUUCUACGUUUUUGAUUAUCAGAUGAAGGAUGGCGAUUAUCCGCAGAGAAUGGGCUCGGUGCACGGCGAGGAGCUGCCUUUCGUCUUCGGCGCGCCAUUAGUCGACGGAUUCGGCCAUUUCCCCCGGAAUUACACCAAGGCGGAGACCCAACUGUCGGAGAGCAUAAUCCAGUACUUUGCCAACUUCGUGAGGACCGGGAACCCCAACGCCGCGGAGAAUCACGGCAAGGCUGACGCUGUCAUGCCGAUCAGCCGAGAGAAGAGCCGGUUUCGCAGUCUCACGUGGGAUCAGUAUGAUCCUGUGCAUCAGAAGUAUUUGGAGAUCGGCAUGAAACCAAAAAUGAAGAACCACUACCGAGCGCACCAGUUGUCGGUCUGGCUGAGGCUCGUUCCGGAACUGCAUCGCGCCGGCAUGGAGGACGUGGAGCCCCGGCACAACCUGUUUCGCGGCUACGCGGACCCGAACCUCUACGACGGCUUCGUGCGACCCGACCCUCUGAGCAGGAUCGUCAGCCCCAGCAACGACCUCGACUCCCAACGCCGAGGUGCUGGAUCGGCGGCGAAAAACGCGACAACCGAGCUGCCCACGACGACGGACUACAGCCUGACCACGUGCGUCAGUCUCAUCCAGAGCACAAACAUACAGAACAUUCACAACGCCAGCACGGACACGCUCGCGAGCCUCGACGCCGCAGGCUACGCGACGUACUCGACGGCUCUGAGCGUGACGAUAGCGAUCGGCUGCAGUCUCCUCAUCCUGAACGUUCUCAUCUUCGCUGGGGUCUACUACCAGCGCGACAAGACGCGACUCGAGGUGAAGAGCUUGCAACAGCAGCAGAUGAUGAACCAGCAGUGCGGGCCCAGAGGUUUCAACGACCUCAAGCAGCCACCCCCACCGCCACCCCCGCACACGCACUUUCCCGGCGGUGGUCAGGUCAUCGUCGACGUGGAAAACGAGAUGAUUCGCAGGAACGUGAUGAAGACGGCGCCGCCUAGCGAGACGAACAUUCUCUUGCAGCAGACUCAAGUGACGCACACGCUGCCUCAUCCGCACCACUACCAGAAGCAGCAUCAUACGCAGCACUCGACACUGCCACGGGGCUCGGUGCUCCCCGACAUAAGCACGCAGCAGAGCCAGAUACAAAAGGAAACACUUUGGGCCCUAAGUGUAUAGUAGGACAAUCCGAAGUCCAAAGCUUUCUUUCCUUCCACGGUGAAUAAAAGGCUCUUUUGUCAUCCUUGUAUUAUCAUGUGCGGGAGUUCCUUUUUCUCAUUUGACAUGCGUGUAUUCUUAUACUUUCUCGAGAACCUAAUUAUAUUGCACGACUUUGGUUUCUGUACACUCGGGGCUCAAACCCAGCCAGGCUGUUGACGCACACUGUAGUAUAAUACGCAUACCACAUUCUUUGCUUCUUCGACGUUCUCUCAUACCCGCGCGUGUCUCGUCUCACCACACUCUGCUCUGCCGCUGCAUAUCUCUUUUCACCGCUCUCGUCCUGCCUGCGCUAUGAUAUUACAAGCGCGGCUCGCGUCUCCCGUGCAGCCGGAAUGCGCCGGGAAGAAGGAAAAAAUUCUUGCGUAACACAUAAAGGAGCCGCCUUGUGCGUGUGUUCCUUGGGCUUGCAGGGACCGGCCAACGGAUCGAUCCACCUGACGGUGCCGCGGGCUCCGCCGCCGCCCAGGGCCAAGAGUCCACCCGAGAACCAGCCGCUGCUGCAGCAGACGACGAUGCUGUCCGGCCGAGUGCAGUCGGGCAUCGGCGAGAUGCGCGUCUGAUGCUUCGAGCCCCCUCCCGAGCCACUGGUCACCGAUCUUCUCACCGCCUCCACGCUACUCUAAAACCCAACUCCGCGCAAGCGAGUGCAGAAGACGGCCUGACGUACGCGACGUGUGUGUCCGCGGAGUGUAGGACAGUGAGGCAGGGCUCGUUCUUCUUAGUUCCUUCUCCCGCGGUUCUUAUGAUUCGCAACCGUCGUGCGCGUAGCAUCAGGAUGGAUUUUUCUGAUCCCUCGCCGUGUACACCUGAGAAGAGGACGACUCAUACUCAUCCUCCGCGCGAGCCACGUCCCGGAAGGAGGGGGAACACGAAACUCUCGAGCUCCGGAACUUUUCGUCCUGUAAGAAUAAUCAAAAGAACGAAAGUGCGCGGACUGCGUUAUUGUGUGCGAAGGAUGUACCAGAUCGCGACAAGUGCGCAGCAGAGUACUACGACGUCGUUAUACAUAAUUUAUACAUAUAAAUAUGCAUAGACUGGUCAAGAAGUUGUAUUUUUAUGCAAAAUAUCCGUGCUUUCCUGGCAAAAUGACUCGAGUCCGCUUUUUGCGUUUUUCCGAUCUACUCGAUCGCGCGGGCUGUUUUAAAAGGCAACUCUAUUAUGCGUCUGCUCAUUUAUUUUUUGUAGUCUGCUUCGAAAUGGACUGAAGAAAACAUUUUGUUAGAACACCGGUAUAAAAGUUUAUAUUUCAAAAAAGGAGAUUGCAAGUUGAGUUGUCUUGUUGGGAAGCCACAGAUAUACAAGUGUGACAGGUGUAGCGGUGUGUUUUGGAUGGGCAUACAUUGCCGCAUAUACUUACGAGGAUAUAUAGAUAAGUGACGUUGAAGAGAAGGUUCUCGCGGGCGCGCGCGCGACAAAGUAGUCGCGCCGAUGUUCAUUAAAUCAAUUAUUUUAUAAUUAUUGUUAUUGUUAUUAUCAUUAUUAUGAGUAUGAAAAAGAAGCGAUAUUGCGUUAUAAUAUAUACGUAAGCGGUACACGAUUCUUUACGAGAAUGCAAGUGAUUGGUAUAGGUAUAUAAGAUAGAGCGUAAAUAAUCUCGAUUAUACAAGAGGAAGCGAAAAAAAGUUCAUACAUAGAAAAGACUGUUUUGCCUCUUGCACAGUCGAAGCUGCGAUGAUGAAUAAAGCACCGAUAUCGAGAUAUAAUUUAAACUGGUUUUUGAUACGUUAUUGCAAUCGGAAGUAUCCUUAUACAGUCGUCGGUUUUUCACCGCCGAGCUACGACUGCGAAGAGCGCGAUUAUAAUAUAAUAAUUAUUAUUAUUAAUAUAAAGAAAAUAUAUAAAUAUACAUAAGCUGGGAUGAAAGUAGCGGAUUCCGAAUAAAUCGCUCCUCCCGUCCGAUAUUGGAUACAAAAAAAAAACGAAAAAAGAGAGAUGACAAGAGAGAAAAAAGUGGAAAGGCAAAAGCGAAUGAUUUACGGUUCUCCUUGAUGCAUAAAGUGCUGUACACAAUAAAACUUCUCGUCUUCCGUAUACGAGCCCGCAUUAUGUAUAUCUCGAAUUACUUUUUGCAUUUUUAUUUUUUUUCAAGAGAAAAAAAUUAGGUACACGACUGUAGCAAACUGCGGAUCGACGCGAGAGCAGAAAAAAAACUUCAACGUCGAGGAUCCGUCGGAGGAAAACGAUCUCGGUGUAAAUGUAAAAACGAUGUAUAGAUCAACGCGAGGAUGCAGAUUUCCUGAAAGAGAUUCAGUGUGGAAAAAAAAUAUUUAACGAGCAGCCGACGUUCCUUAAAAAAUUGUAAAUCAAAAGUUUUAUCUAAACUUAUUUGUACGGGCAUAAAUUCUAAAAUCAAAUUGUCUCGACCUGUAUGUAGCUUGCCGGCUGUCGCUGUAAUCCACGUUCACAUUUUUGUAAUUGUACAUAUCUUUCGUAAAUCUGAUGACAACUGUUUUUUGUCCUACUUUCAUGAAGGGAUUUUCGUAAUUUUCUAAAUCGAUCUAGUGCUAACAGCAAAAAGAAUUAUUACAUUGUAGAAUAUUUGUCAAUUUGAAAAUCGUAAUAUACUCGUAUGGAUUCAUCAAAUUGAGGUAAACGAUAAUGGCCGGUAAGAUUUGCAGUGUCAUUAUGUUUCAGGAAAUAAUUUGUGCGAAAGGUUUGGUUGGACUUUUUCAGCAUCGGAUAAGCCGUAAAAUGUUAAAUUACUAUGCGAGAAACUUGAUAGUGAGUAAAUUAUUUUCUGAGAGGUACCGAUAUAAUCUUUUGUCGAUUUAACUGUCGUUUAGCGUAAUAUCGAGGGAAGAUAAAAACAACAUGUAAAGUACUGACUACCGCCAUAAAUUUUCAAGUACCCCGAUGUUCACGUUAAUUACUUUUUAAUACUACUUCAGAAAGCUGAAAAUGUACUUGCGAUACAUGUGUAAAAUAAGUGGUAAUAAAAGAUAAAAGCAGCACAAUUCCUCAGAGUAACGUUGAAGUUCAUUUUCUAAAACUAAUUAUUAUGCAUAAUUUAUUACAUUUUCAAGCUCCAACGUCUCAUUGUAUACAAUUAUACAUAUAAAACACAUUUAUUCGACAUAUUUAAAAUCAAAAGAAGAGAAAUGAAUGUUAAAAGGGAUGAUCAUAUUCAACAAGAGAAAUUAAUAGCUGGAAAAACUUGUACGAGAGCUGAUAGCGUUAAAAAUAAUAUUUAUUGUUAUAAUCGUCGAUGAAGCGCUAGUUGUUAUACAGACCGAAUGUUAUACGUCGUGCGCCGAAUGUCUUUGAAGAAAAUUAAGAAAAAGUAUAGUGAUGCCAAUACAGAUAUUACAAAAUUAUUUCAACGUGAAAAUGCGCGAGUAUAUGUGAAUACAAUAUCAUUACAUAUGGACAAUCUGAUUAUAUACAUAUAUAAUAUAUAAAUCGCGUGCAUUCGUCAAAGCAUAAAUUACACAAGAGAUACGAAGGAGAAUAAAAAUAAAGUCCGAUAGAAGUAAUCGCGAGAACGAUGGGAUGGAUCUUUAUGAAAGCAAGGAUAUAUUAUGUCUCGAGAACUUGCAAAGGAAAGAUUUUUAUCCGUUUAUCGGGCUUUUACGAUAGCCUAUACACACGCUAUACGCGAAUAAUCUCUAAACAAUUCUGGUUUGCCAACAAAAACUCUCUUCAAUAAUAACUUUCACUCUUUAACAAUGUCUAUGUAAGUAAAUAAACUUUUUAAUAUAAAUUUAUCAGAAUCGAGAUUCUCAAAAAAUGUGAAACUAUACUGUUGGUGAUACGGAAUUUUUAAUGAUUAUUAUUGCAUAAUGCACUCGAUUAGUUGCCUUACUCACUUCUUGAAAAUGAUAAGAAUAUAUAAAUUUAUUGAAUGUUACGAAUACCAAUAUGUUUAAUUAUAGUAUGGAUGUUAAAGCUAACAAUAUAUUUACAAUACAAUUUUAAUUCAAAAUGAUUCGCACUUUAACGUCGUUUUAUAUUCAUGAGUAAAUAUUAUACAAAUUAAUUUGUGUUAUAUUUAAAGUUUACACGUGUCUAAAAGAUGAGUUGAAAGUUUUAAAUAUAUUUAUAAGAAUCCAAAGAAAAUUCAAAAGUGAGUAACGUAGCUACUUGAGCAUUAGAAAUAUAAAACGUGAGUAUAUAAAUAUAUGACGAUUAAAUGCACAGACUUAAUUCAGGCUAGUUCAAAAGAUUAAAAAUAAAGGAAUCAUUUGGAAGAGGGUUGAACGUGCAAGUGGAAGUGAAAGUCUUAUCACCACUUUGAAGCCACCUGUCUCUUCUAAGAGUUUAAAUGAAAAACAAAAAAUCAUAUGAACGACACAUCCUACUUUAUAAAUAAUACAAAAUAACUUUGCUGUAAUAACUCUAUUGAAAACUACGUAAUCAUCGACACAGAAAUUUUGACGUCUCAUCAAGUUUCAGAAGUGGUAAACUUCACAUUGGUGAUAUUCAACUUUCAAGCUUUUGCCAAUCAGAGGGAUUUAUAAUUUUGACUCUGAUGUGUCUUUAUCAGCCAUCUGCUAUAUACGAUCGGGAAUUAUUAAAACCGUUGAGUUAUAAGCAAAAAAAAAUUAGAGCCUUAUGAAAGACAGUUGUAGUAAUUUUUCCUGCUGUAAAGCUGUUAUAUACUCAAAUCAUCAUCAUAAAUGUCUGUAACACGUACAUAUGCCUACAUAUGCCCUAUAAUUGGUGAGUUAUCCUUCUUAUGGUUGUUAAAACAUCAGCUCAAAUUAUACACAUCUCUAAAAUAAAAAAAAAGGAAUAGAAAGAAAGACACACACAUUAAUAGACGCACGUAAAUAUGUAUACAUACACAUAAAAAGAGAUCGAUUAUUGCGAAGCAUGCAGAUUUUAAUGAAUCCAUUACAAAUCAUGAAUUAUAUACAUAGAGCGGAAGAGGGGCGAUUAUGAAAAGGCGCUGUUGACGAUGUUUUAUUCGUUGACCUCACGCUUUCUUCAUAUGACAAAAAAAAAUGGUUAAUGUGCUUUCGGCCGAAUGCGGGAAUUUGUAUGUUAACACAGAAAAAUGAAUAUUUGGAAUUAAAUAGAAGAGCGAACAAGAUACUUAAAAGUAACACAAAUACCAUGUCGAUUAAACGGUUUUCUGUUGUCAUACUGUAAAUAUAUGUGGACUAUUAAUUGUA